This is a messenger RNA of Chenopodium quinoa (quinoa), 588 nucleotides long. RefSeq names its product probable mitochondrial saccharopine dehydrogenase-like oxidoreductase At5g39410. The record is from RefSeq and is a predicted model, not a curated record. Bases 1 to 588 code for a protein of 195 amino acids. The transcript has a single exon. Gene Ontology annotation, biological process: glycolipid biosynthetic process. Gene Ontology annotation, cellular component: mitochondrion; lipid droplet; plasma membrane. Lineage: Eukaryota; Viridiplantae; Streptophyta; Magnoliopsida; Caryophyllales; Amaranthaceae.
AUGGCGGAAGAAACCCACCUCUCAACCCCACCACCGCCAUACAACAUCAUCAUCCUCGGCGCAUCAGGUUUUACAAGCAAAUACGUCCUCAAAGAAUCCCUCAAAUUCCUCAACUCUUCUUCACCUUCUUCUCCUCUCAAAUCCCUCGCAAUCGCAGGUCGAAACCCCACAAAACUCGCUCAAUCUCUUUCAUGGGAAUCCCACCCAAACCCACCUCCCAACAUCACAAUCCUCACUGCAGAUACUUUAAACUUUGAUUCGCUCCUUCACAUUUCUUCCUUAACUAAACUCAUCCUCAAUUGUGUAGGACCCUUCCGCCUUCAUGGCGAUCUAGUGGUUCGAGCUUGCCUCGAGACUCGCACCGAUUACUUGGAAAUUUGUGGGGAGCUUGAGUUUAUGAAAAAAAUGGAGGUUCAAUAUCAUGAUCAGGCAUUUGAUAAGGGUUGUUUGGUGGUUUCUGCUUAUGGGUUUGAUUCGGUUCUAGCUGAAUUGGGGUUGUUGUUUAAUUCUCGUCAAUGGGUUUCGCCUUCGGCCCCAAAUACUAUUAAGGCUACUAACAUUCAAUCAUCGCACACAAUUAAAUUAUAG